This is a messenger RNA of Plasmodium gallinaceum, 2241 nucleotides long. RefSeq names its product conserved Plasmodium protein, unknown function. The coding region runs from base 1 to 2241 and encodes 746 amino acids. The transcript is spliced from 20 exons. Lineage: Eukaryota; Apicomplexa; Aconoidasida; Haemosporida; Plasmodiidae. The record is from RefSeq and is a predicted model, not a curated record.
AUGAAUACAAUUAUAAGUAAAUUUAAUAAAAAAUGUUAUUUUAAUUUAAUAAGGAAAUUAACUUUUUAUGAUUCUGUUGUAAUUAAUAAUUUUGAUUUAAAAAAUAAUCAAAAUAUUUUAUUAACAAACCUUAAAAUAAUAAAUAAUGAAAGUCUUUUAUUAAAUAGUUGUCUAAAUUUUUUAAAAAAUUUUGAAAGUUUUUCUGUUAUUUGUUGUGGUUGUAACGAUCCGAAAAGUAAAGUUCAACUAAAAAAGUCAAUAUGGUUUUCAAGUAUUGGUUUAGAAAUGAAAGACUUUGUAAAAUAUUAUAAUGAAAAUGAAGAAUUGAAAACUGAUAAAAUAAAAAUACUUGAAGAAAUUGUAAAAUUAGAAUGUCCAGUAAUAUUGAAGGAUAAAAAUACAAUUUUAAUUGAAAGUGAGAUAGCUCCUAAAAAGAUUGUCAAUUCUGCUAAAAGAAUGAGAUAUUUAUUUAAUAUAUCUGAAAUUCACAAAUUUUCUGGUGAACCUGACUUUUCUGAUUUCACAAGAUUAAUGAUAGGUUUUUAUAAUAUUUGUAAAAUAUAUAUAAAGAGAAAUGAAACUGACAGAAAAGAAUUAAAACAUAUUGUUGAAAAAGUCAACUAUUUUCAUUUUGUUCUCUUUUAUAUUUAUAACUAUUUAUUAAAAUAUAAACAUUUUAAUUACAAUAAUGUAGAAGAGGGGAAUAGAAAUUCUAUAUUAAAAUAUUUAAAAGAGAAAAGAAGGAAUAUGUUUUUGGUAAAAAAUCAAUUAUUACAAGAAAAAGUUUUAAAUAUACCGAAGGAAUAUUCUAAUUCAAUCAUACCAACAAUUAAGGCUAAAAUGAAAAGAAAACAAAAAAACAUUUUUGAAAAAAUACAAAAGUUUAGAAAAAAAUCAAAUGUAUUAGAAGAUGAAGAAAAGUUUAUGUGGGUGGAGGAAAAGGAUGAUGAUUUUGAUGAAAAUAAUAUAAAUCAUUAUAAAACAUAUGAUGAUAAUAAUAAUAAUAAUGAUAUCAUUUGUAAUGAAAACAAUUACAAUUUAAGUAAUAAUGAUGAUAACAGUAUGAUAGAAAUAAAAAAUAAUUGUGAAAAUUAUCCAUUGCUUCGUUUUCAAUAUGUGUUAAAAAAAGAGGAAGAUUAUGAAUCUAAUGAAAUUUUAAAUUAUAAUAAAAUAUAUAAUAAAUACACAAAGUUAUUAGAAAAAAAAGUUUGUAUUAAUUUAGAUGAUCAAAAUAUAAAUGAAGAUAUUAUAAAAUCAGAAAAUGUUCUUUUUAAAAUUCCGGAAGUGAUAGGAGGCUACACUUUCAUUAAUUAUAUUGAACAUAUACCAAAUAAUUAUAUUUUUCCAAUAAAUGAAAAUUUGUAUAAAGGUAUACAUGUUUAUAAAAAAGAAGAAAUAAAUAUAGACAGUCUAUGGAAAAAUAUUGAAAAUGAAACUUUGAAAAUAAGAAAAAUAGGUUUUUUUAAUCCUUUUAAUAUAAAAAAGAAUUUAGAUGAUUUACAACUUAGAAAAAAUAAAAAUGAUAAUAGCAACCUUGAAAAAGAUUAUGAAGAAAUUACUGAUCUAAAAGAUGAUAUGACAAGUUUUCAAGAAUAUAUAUACAACAAAUAUGGAGAAAAAAGAAAACAGGCAAAAAGAAAUAAGUGUAAAGAAUUAGAUAGAAUUUCGUAUAAUGCACCUGUCAACGAAAGUAAUGAUGAUGAGGAUGAACGAUUUGAAUAUUUUAAGAAACUGAAAAAUGAAAAACUCAAGAUAGAUGACAACAUAGAAUUAAAAGAACAAAUUAAUAGCGUUUAUGAUGAUACAUAUAAUGAAAAAGAAGAAUCAAAUCAAAAUUAUAAGCAUACAUACAAUAUAAGAAGAAAAUUAAAUGACGAGAAAAAAGAAUUAGGAACAGUUAUAUUAAGUGAUAUUAAAGAGGAAAAGAGAAACCUUAUUGAGGAUGACCAAAAAGAAUUAAAAGAAAAUUCAUUUUAUAUUUGUAAAAAUGUAAAAUUUCCAGAGUUAAAAAAGGAUGAUCAAUUCAGAACAAAAAAUAGAAACAAAUUCUUGAAUAAUGAACUUCAAAAAUAUAUGCGACCACAAACGCAUAAAAAAAAUUCAAACAUACAUGGUUUGAAGAGUAAAACAAUAGAAUCUCACUCAUCAGAAAAAGGAUCUAAAAGUUUAAAAAUUUUUUUAAAAAAAGAAAAGAAAAAACAUUCCAAAAAAAAUGAAGAUUUAUGUAAAGACAAUAUUUAA